This is a messenger RNA of Phacochoerus africanus (Common warthog), 1786 nucleotides long. RefSeq names its product crystallin zeta (gene CRYZ). The coding region runs from base 89 to 1081 and encodes 330 amino acids. Gene Ontology annotation, molecular function: NADPH binding; zinc ion binding; quinone reductase (NADPH) activity. The record is from RefSeq and is a predicted model, not a curated record. The transcript is spliced from 9 exons. Lineage: Eukaryota; Metazoa; Chordata; Mammalia; Artiodactyla; Suidae. Gene Ontology annotation, cellular component: cytosol.
CGGCCGGGCCCGCCCCUUUCCCGCCUGACAUCUGAGAGAAUCGUCGCAAGUUUUGGUUUCUCACCCUAGACCUGGUGUCUAGAGCACCAUGGCAACUGCACAGAGGCUGAUGAGAGCUAUUAGAGUUUUUAAAUUUGGUGGGCCAGAAGUGAUGAAACUCCAGUCAGAUGUUGCCAUACCAAUUCCAAAGGACAAUCAGGUUCUAAUCAAAGUCCAAGCAUGUGGUGUCAACCCAGUGGACACGUAUAUUCGCUCUGGUACUCACAAUAUGAAACCACUUCUACCCUAUACUCCUGGUUUAGAUGUGGCUGGAAUAGUAGAAGCUGUUGGAGAGCAUGUAUCUUCUUUCAAGAAAGGUGACAGAGUUUUCACAGUCAGGACGCUCUCCGGGGGCUACGCGGAGUAUGCUUUAGCAGCCGACGACACUGUUUACAUGCUGCCAGAAAAACUGGACUUUAAACAAGGAGCUGCCAUUGGGAUCCCAUAUUUUACUGCUUGUCUUGCUCUGCUCCACAGUGCCUGUGCGAAAGCUGGAGAAAUUGUUCUGAUUCAUGGGGCUAGUGGAGGGGUUGGAAUAGCAGCGUGCCAAAUUGCUAGAGCUUAUGGCUUAAAGGUUUUGGGCACAGCUGGUACUGAGGAAGGACAAAACAUUGUUUUGCAAAAUGGAGCCCAUGAAGUGUUUAAUCACAGAGAAGUUAAUUAUAUUGAUAAAAUUAAGAAAUCUGUUGGUGAAAAAGGAAUUGAUGUGAUUAUUGAAAUGUUAGCUAAUGUAAAUCUUAGCAAUGAUUUGAAUCUUUUGUCACAUGGAGGACGAGUAAUAAUUGUUGGCUCCAGAGGUCCUAUUGAAAUAAACCCUCGGGACACUAUGACAAAGGGAUCUAGCAUAAAAGGAGUUGCUCUCUAUUCAUCAACCAAGGAGGAAUUUCAGCAGUUGGCAGCAGCCCUUCAAGCUGGAAUGGAAGUUGGUUGGUUGAGACCUGUGAUAGGUCCUGUGUAUCCACUGGAGAAGGCGGCCCAGGCUCAUGAAGACAUCAUUCACAGCCGUGGGGCUACUGGGAAAAUGAUCCUUCUCUUAAAAUGAUUACUCCUUCCUUAGAUUUCCUAUGUAAUUAGAUGCUUUAAUUAGCAUCCUUUCGUUUCAGUGAUCUUGUUAUAUUUGAAAACAAAGUUUUAUCCUUAGAGAUCACAGGCAUUGGAGUAUGGUUUACUUUGUGGCUGGCUGUAUUCUUUAUGCCUACCACCUCAUCAAGGAGUCAUCCUAAUAGGAACUAGAAUGUUGGUAGUCUCUUGGCAUUGGUGCGCAUUACAGAAAUUCCUAACUGAUGCUUGAUCAUUAAUUCCCUACUUUUGACGAAGACAUGCUAAUUCAAAAUAACACUACUUGAUUUCCAAGCCUACUUCUCCUUAUAAAGCUUCUUUAGUCUGAUUAGUCCAGAACUAUAUUGGACUCUGAAAGUUUUCUGGACUGAAGUAGACCCCUUUUCACCAAAACUGAUCUCAUCUAGAUCUAUACAUCUCUCAGAGGGCAAGAUAACAUCCAAAGAAAUUUAUUCGUUUUCCAGUAUUUCCCCAAAUAUUAGAAUAUUCAGUACGUUAAUGAUUGAUUACCAGCAGUCCAUAUAUUCUGUGAGGACAGCAGCUUUAUCUUUGGUAUAAUAUAGUAGGCACAUAGUUUACAAAUAGGUACUUUUUGAUGGAUUCAACUUCAAAGUGGAUUUAGAAUUUUCAGUUUGUAUGAUGAAGAGUGUAUAUUUUUAUUAAAUUAAUAAAUGAAUUAACACAUUAA